CCGGCCCGGGGCGCCCCCAGCUCGUUGAAGUUCCCGGCGGACCUGGAGGAGCUGCGGGAGCUGGCCGAGCGCCUGCACUACUACCAGCGGGAGCACCGCGGCUAUGUGCUGCUGCUGUUCAGUGCCGCCUACCUCUACAAACAGAGCUUCGCCAUCCCUGGCUCCAGCCUCCUGAACGUCCUUGGUGGGGCACUGUUUGGCCCAUGGAUGGGGCUCGUGUUGUGCUCUUUCCUGACAUCUGUGGGAGCCACCUGCUGUUACCUACUCUCCAGCGCCUUUGGGAAGCAGUUUGUGGUCCACUAUUUCCCUGACAAAGUUUCUGUGCUGCAAAGAAAGGUGGAAGAGAACAGGAGCUGCCUAUUUUUCUUCCUGCUGUUUCUAAGGCUGUUCCCCAUGACCCCCAACUGGUUCCUGAACCUCACAUCGCCAAUCCUCAACAUUCCCAUAUCUCAGUUCUUCUUGUCUGUUCUCAUUGGUCUCAUGCCCUAUAACUUCAUCUGUGUGCAGACUGGCUCCAUCCUCUCCCAGGUCACCUCCCUGGAUGCCAUCUUCUCGUGGGACACACUGCUGAAGCUGCUGGCUACUGCCAUGGUGGCGCUGAUCCCUGGUACCCUCAUUAAGAAGUACAGCCAGGGACACCUCAUGUUGGACAGCAAGGGACAGAGCAUCCACCUGCUUAAUGGCAGAAAGAGCAUGUGAUGGGCUGCAGCUGGCAGCUCUGGGAGCAUCUCAUAGCAUAUCUGUGGGGCAGAUGCAAUCCUCGGCCCCAGCUGUGGGCAUUUUAACCUGCUGUUGGCACAACCUCUCCAGCUGGCAGCACAGGUGGAGGACAAUCAGCAGCUUUUAAAGAUCUCCUUUUAAAUCUCCAAAGGAGACAAAAUGGUCUUGUUUUUAAAUGGUGCUUGUAUGUAGGUGAAUGUACAGGGAGUGGGGAGCUGCCAUGGGGGUUGAGAAAGCUGUGCUCUGCUGCUGAGUGCUGCACUGGCCCCCAAAAGGCUAACUAGCAUGCCUGAUUCGAGUGCUAGUGGUCACUGCUGGCUGCCUGGCAUUCAUGCGCAGGUACCUUUCUGUUGCUAGUGGCUCUGCUGUGCUGGCCGGGGAGCUCAGCAUGUGCAGGGCACAGUGGCAGGCACCCUAGUCAGCUCUCCCACUAUGGCUCUUCACAAAGCUGCCUGGUGUUGUGCCCUUUCCUUGGUCUCUUUCCAGCACUGAGCUGAUGCUAUUGGUUUAAGUGCUGAAGGGGCAGUAGCUCUGCUGGUAUAAUUGCCCCAGGCAGAGGUGAGGCUGGUAAGAAGGGGUUUGCUUUCCCUUGCAAGAUGUAUGCAGUUAGUCAGGGUCUUGGCUUCUGCAGCACUGACCUCAGGAGGGGAACAGUGCCCUCCACAGCUUGCCCAGCCAUGUUUCUUCUCUGAUUCAUGCUGCCCCUGGCCCUACCUCAGCCAGGCACUCUCAAGAUUCCUAAGGCCCAUGUGGCUCUGCAGCUCUCUGUUGGCUGCAUUUCCCACCUCAGAGUGGUGCAGGCAGUUUCAGCACCUGUUUCAGCACUUCCAAACCAAUGGGGACAUUGCCCACUCUGGGGUGGUUUCUGGUCCCAUCAUCACUUAGGAGCUGCCUCUAGUGAUGGCCAACAACUGGUGCCUCCACGCAAGGUGAAGAUGCUGUGUUAUCCCAGGAUGAUACCGCCUGCAUUAGAGAGAAGACAUGGCGUUCUGUGUCCUGUUGCCAGGUUGCCUGGCUCGCCUCAGUUAUAAUUCCUGAGAAGAGGCAGGCCCUGGCCACAUCACAGCCACAGGUAGUGUGUGUUGUGCCUGCUUGUUUGUAAACCCCCUUGCAUGCAGCAGGAGCAGCGUCUCCAGGGCAGUGGUGUCAGCCUUGUUUGUGCUAAGUCAUGUCGCUGUGGAAAUGGUAACUCUGUGGCCACGUUGCAUUGUGCCAGGGCAAGGUGUCCACUUCCUUGCCUCCUUGUCAGUGUCCUGGGCCUUGAGCUUGCACGAAAUCUGGAGAGAGGAGCUUUCUGAAACGGCUGCUACCCCCAAGAGAUGAGGCUCAAGGGAAUGCAGUGCAAGCCUGACUCAACCCAGCAGGGAUUGCCUGUCCUCAAUGGUCUUGAACUAAGUGCCUUGCUAACCAGUCCUGUGUGUUUACAUGGUAGUGGAUGGUUUUCCUAAUAAAUGGUUGUGAAAUUUUC
This is a messenger RNA of Gavialis gangeticus (Gharial), 2188 nucleotides long. It is a transcript of the gene TMEM41A, whose product is annotated as transmembrane protein 41A. The record is from RefSeq and is a predicted model, not a curated record. The annotation marks the transcript as partial. Lineage: Eukaryota; Metazoa; Chordata; Crocodylia; Gavialidae. The transcript has 5 exons.